AUUCUCGAGUUCAAACAUAUCAUCGCCGAACAAUUCGGUAAUGCCACGGCAGAAAGAACAGAAAUUUGGACGAUAUUUGUUGUUGGGUCUGUCCCAAAGGAGGUUACCACCCCAGAGGGAGCUGUUGACCCAGUCGACGGCCUUCUCCAACCAGAGCCUGCCAAAGCAGCCAUGAACGAUGCAAUUCUCACCCGACAACUAGCAGGACCAAACGUUCUGCUAAAUCUGCUAGCCCUUCCGGGUAUAAACAAAUACACGUCCCAGAAGCUAAGACGCAUAAGUUCCUACUAUGACCGCAGCUUUUCGGACAUGCCACGUGUGUAUAGCGUGUUCCACACCGGAACUUAUAACCUCACUGUGGUGGAUUCUUCGGCUUUCACUCCACCAGGACUUGUACUCGCCAGUAUAAAUGCGGGUCUUGCGCCAACACACAGUACAGUCAGACCCCUGUUAAGACGACAAUUUUUCCUAGAACGGACUUCGUUCCCAUACAUUGACCGAUUACACGAUUAUCGUUCUUCAACCUCUGAAUAUCGACUUGACCAGGGUUUCAUUGAUGGAUUGGUUCUAGAGACUCCGCCAAAAAAGGGAAUUUCUGUGGAGCAACGAUAUUCUGUGUCUGACGAUAUUUUUCACGGCCCCGAUUACAUCGUCUUGACAGGGGUUUGA
Messenger RNA from Blumeria graminis f. sp. triticale, 669 nucleotides. NCBI's taxonomy places the organism in Eukaryota, Fungi, Ascomycota, Leotiomycetes, Helotiales, Erysiphaceae. The record is from the annotation of a GenBank genome assembly.